AUGUUACUUUGGUAUCUACUUCACGCGAUCAGCUUAAUCAGCUCAAUGGGCUCUAACUUGUUCAAUUAUUGGUCUCAAAGUGGCUGUGCGCUCUUCGUCUCCACUCUAUUUUGUGACAUUACCCUCUACGUGGCCCUGGUUUACCUUUCAAUUCUGUGGAAUGAGAAUUUCUCAUCGAUGGUCCCAUAUUGUACCCUUGGGAAUAAAUAUACAGCCAAGCAGACACUAAUGUUUCUCAUAUUCUCUCCAAUUGUUGAUAUCAUCAGUCUAUUGAUACUUCUCUUUCUAACUCUCAAAAGGAAAAGUGUCAAAGUGAGAACCUACGAUUUAAGCUCAAAUUUCACCAUUGCUGAGAAAAGAAACGCGAAUCUAAUGCUAUUACCAUUCUCUGCUCUACAUUUCAUCAUUCAAUUAUCUUUUCUUCUCAUUCAAGCCUAUCUCCCAUUGGCACUUCCAAACGCACAAGAAAUGAGAACAAGGACGAUCUUUUUGAGUUUAUAUCUUUACUCUUUCUACACGGUUGCUGGUUGUCUUUCCCUUCGAUAUAUUCUAAGAAGAAUUCGAGAGAAACGACAGAAGCAAAUCUCCAGAAAUCUUGAGAAAAGCGCCGACGAGAGACUAAUUCACGAAUCUUACUCAAAAUAUUGG
Mesorhabditis belari is the source of this 648-nucleotide messenger RNA. The record is from the annotation of a GenBank genome assembly. NCBI's taxonomy places the organism in Eukaryota, Metazoa, Nematoda, Chromadorea, Rhabditida, Rhabditidae.